AUGGGCACGAAGCUGGCACUACGGGUCUGCCGAAGCCGAUAUGACGCUGACACCCUGCGAACCGAGCUUAAGAAACUCGAGACACUGCCUUCGGAGAUAUGCCUUCGGAAAAGAGACUUCAUUCCAGGCAUAGGAAAUGGACACAACGUUAGCUGGACGGACUGUGCCGAAGUUGCCGCUGUCUCGAUUGCUGAAAGGACCAUCAUGUUUCCUGAGUGCUCAGCGGCCUGCAUUUUGUUCUGCAUGUCGCAGGCUAACCCUCUCUGCGCUGCCACCUGCAUCGGCAUCUGCGCCUCGACGGUCGAGCCUGGUACCCCGAUCGAGGGCAUUGACGCCGGCGAGGGUGCCUCCUUGGUUUUCCACGCCGACGGAAAGGAUUUGUCCGGGUCUGUCUGGUAG
Molecule: messenger RNA, 399 nt
Organism: Colletotrichum costaricense
Lineage: Eukaryota; Fungi; Ascomycota; Sordariomycetes; Glomerellales; Glomerellaceae
Exons: 4
Coding region: 1-399 (132 amino acids)
Source: RefSeq, a predicted model, not a curated record